This is a messenger RNA of Ascochyta rabiei, 1560 nucleotides long. Its product is annotated as Sulfite oxidase. The transcript is spliced from 6 exons. Gene Ontology annotation, cellular component: mitochondrion. The record is from RefSeq and is a predicted model, not a curated record. NCBI's taxonomy places the organism in Eukaryota, Fungi, Ascomycota, Dothideomycetes, Pleosporales, Didymellaceae. Gene Ontology annotation, molecular function: molybdenum ion binding; oxidoreductase activity. The coding region runs from base 1 to 1560 and encodes 519 amino acids.
AUGGCUCCUGCAGAACCUAAUCAUAAGCCUUUUGAGGUGCAGGGCGAACCGCCAGUGUUCGAAGAAGAGCGGGAAGGAUGGAAGGGAUACAUUGAGUGGGAGAGGUACCCAGAGAAGAAGAAGAAGGCAGCUGAGAUCAUGGCGAAAUACGACUUCCCUGUGCCUCCAGAGUUCCAGUUCGAGCCGUUGCCUAAGACAAACCCCAUAUUAGAAGGAGUGCGCUGGAAACAUUACCACUAUGCAAUGGGACCCACCCUGAAAGAUAUGCCAGACAUCUCCUGGGAGUACGUCAAGAAAGAGAAGAGCGAAGACAUGAUCCACGUGCUACAAUUUCCAUACAACGGCGAGCCGCCAAGGAAACGACUAGUCGAGACUGAGAUCACCCAGAAUCCCGAUUUCUUCGUCCGCAACCACGGAGGUAUCCCAGAGAUCGACCCUAGCAAAUACUUCUUCGAAGUCGAAGGCUUAGUCAACAAUCCAAAGAAGAUUACCCUCGCCGACCUUCAGGAUGAAUCCAAGUUCCCCCGCCAGUCCACAGUUGUCAGUCUCCAGUGUUCGGGAACCCGCCGCAUCGAGCAAAUCCACGAGUACCCCGGCGACGGCGACGAACUCAUCAAUGCUCCCUGGGGCGAAGGUGCUAUCGGUACCGCACGCUGGACUGGUGUUUCCCUCAAAAAAGUCAUCAAGUACUGCGGUGGCCUGAAAGACAAUGGUGCCCACCUCGAGUUCUUCGGAGCAGACACUUACUUCAAGAAAGGUCAGGUAUACAAUUACGCCGUCUCCGUCCCUGCCCGUAAGAUGAAGAUCAACGAAGUAUUGCUCGCCUGGGAAAUGAACGGCGAGCCCCUUCCUGCAAUCCACGGAUUCCCACUUCGUGUCGUGGUCAUGGGAUACAUUGGAGCGAGAAGCUGCAAAUGGCUGACCCGAAUCAACGUCAUUGCCGAGCCUUCGAUGGCUCCCGUGCAGAUGAAGGAAUACCUUUACUAUACGCCGCAGAUGGGCAAACAGAAUGUGACGUACAGUAACGGCUUCAGUAUUCAGACCAUGCCGGUUUCGUCCGCAAUCAUGACCCCCGUCAACAACGAGGUCAUCAUCCACGACGGCAAGAUUACCUUCACCGGGUGGGCAUACAGCGGCAGCGGAUGGCCAGAACGUGUCGAGGUUAGCAACGACGGUGGAGGUGUGUGGUACGAAGUCCCAGAUGAGAACGUGAGCAAGAAAUACUUCCACGCUUGGAGAGUUUGGUCAUUCGAGUGUCCUGUUGACGCAGAGGGAUGGCUGGAGUUCUGUGUCAGGUGCUGGGACGACGCUUUGAACACGCAACCCACAUACGUCCGCAGUGCCUGGAAUUGGGACUUGCACGUUACGUCGUCUUGCCAUCGAGUCAAGCUCUACAGCGUCAAUAAGUCAAAACCAAUGACUGCUAAGCGACUCAAGCAGUUUGAAGACAAGGGCCUGCCAUUCUUGCCGCUCACGCGUCCUGUGCCGUUCGAUCUGGAGACGGACGAGGAUUACAUCAAGGAGAUGACGAAACGCGACGGUCGUGAUCCCUCAGAGUAA